Messenger RNA from Entrophospora sp. SA101, 612 nucleotides. The record is from the annotation of a GenBank genome assembly. Lineage: Eukaryota; Fungi; Glomeromycota; Glomeromycetes; Entrophosporales; Entrophosporaceae.
AUGACAGCUAAUGGUCGGUAUUUAGGAAUUAAAGAAAGGGACGGCAAAUUUAUUUUACCUUACCGACUGUUUAUUAACUGUGCUCCAGGUGCUCUCUAUUACUGUUGGCAAUUUGAGUUUAUUUUUGUCAAGUUAGAAAUUAGCACUCAAGGUAAUUUUCAAGAUUAUACAAACCCGAUGAGAUUUAUGCAAGGGUUUAAUUUUAAAAUAGAAGGUGGCAUUCUAGGAACUGGCAAAAGUGAAGCAAACGAAGACCCGAAAGCCGAACAAGAAGCCCAAACCGAGAGAAUGUUUAAAAACACUUUUCGGAAUUUUCACGAUAAAUCAGUCGAGCCAGCUAUGUUUAAUGCUAACACGAUUGAUUUUAAUUAUUCGUUAGGAGAGUUUUAUAAUCGAUUAACCAAUCCGGUCUUUUUUUACCGGUGUGAAAUUAUUGAAGAGAGUUGGGAAGUUGAACCCAAAAACCGGGAUUAUGAAAAUGAAGUAAUCCAAGCCGAAGAAGAAAUUACCGAAACCAGAGAAGAAAUAAGAGAAACUUUAUUGACAGCCGAUAUGACUAAUGCUGAUUAUUCUAUUCAGGAUUAUAUCGGCAGCCAAGAUGCUAAUAUUUGA